UCCAGAACCAUGGGAACAGGGCUGCGCAGCCAGUCCUUGCGAGGACCCCGGCGGCACUCCUACGGGAAGCUCCAGGAGCCCUGGGGAAGACCCCUCAAGGGCCAGCUCCGCCGGGCAGUGAGCCUCGGACCAGGGCGGGAGAAAUCCACGUCCCAAGGCCUUGACGGAGGGACAGACGUGCAGAAAGUCCCUGCUCAGAAGAGCCAACCUGCGGGGAGCGGGGAGGACACGGAGCAGCUCUCGGAGCAGCUCACGGAGCAGCUGAUCCAAACCCCGCCAAGAGGCUGCCGGUGGUGGCUGAGGCGAUGCCAUCAGCAGGUGAGGAGGAAGUGGGACAGCUUUGUCACCAGCAUCCCCAACGUGACCUUGAGUCGGCCGGCCUCCCCGAAGCUCCCACUGGACAGCAGCUAGAGGUGCUGGAAAUAGGGUGGACCUUGCUGCGCCCCACGGGACCUGCCUCUUCAUGGCUCUGGAUGGUCGGCCUCUGUCACCAGCUCUUGGGAGCCUCCGUGUUGCUGUCCACCUUGGCUCUGUCCCUCCCACCCCAACCCCAGCAGAGACCCGGUGGGGCUGAGGAGAAGGCUCUGCUCUGCCCUUGGACGAGGAAGCGGUGAAGGUUGGGGAACUUGCUGGGAGUUGGGGGCGUGGCGCCCCAGCCCCACACAAGACCUGUGCCCGCUUGAAGACAGAGCUGGGUGAAGCCAGACCCGUGGCUGAGAGGCUCUUGGACCCCACCCAGUGUCAGGGACAGCUCCACCUGCCCUUCCGGUCAGUGGUGCUGGGCCAGGGCACAGGUGUCCCUCACAGAUGUCAGCCCUGGAGCGCAAGGACCGUGUCUGGAGGAUCCUCAUUGUUGGGCACUCUGUGACAGAGAGGCCUGUGACCACGUGUGGCCACAUUCCGGCCUCACGGUAUCCUGAUGAAGGAAGCAGGGAGGCCUUCCUUCCCAUGUGACAGAGGGAAACUGAGGCAGGGGGAUUCAUUGUUUGGGGGUACCUAGCCCCACACUGCACCCCCACCCGGGGCCCAAAUUUGGGGUUGUAAUAAAGACGCUGAGCUGAAGUGAA
Messenger RNA from Ictidomys tridecemlineatus (thirteen-lined ground squirrel), 1067 nucleotides. It is a transcript of the gene C4H11orf86, whose product is annotated as chromosome 4 C11orf86 homolog. The record is from RefSeq and is a predicted model, not a curated record. NCBI's taxonomy places the organism in Eukaryota, Metazoa, Chordata, Mammalia, Rodentia, Sciuridae.